CGUGAUCCCCCGCUAAAUCUGGAUUACACCCAGACGGUCACCUCAGUGCUGGACAAUGGCCACUACUAACAUUACCACACCUGCAACGCCGUCCACAGUCAUACAAAAUGGUCCACAAAUCCCAAGGGAUGGCCUCCCUCUCAUGCACCCAGCUCGCACCCCCCCUGUACUACCAUGGCCAGAUAUUGGACACCUUGCAAAGUGGUCAGUCUCUUCAUACAAAUUUGGGUUUGGUGCCGAGUGCCUUAGAGACGGAGAUCCCGAUACGUUCUGGCAUUCUGAUGGCCCCCAGCCUCACUUUAUCACCGUGGAGUUCCCUCGCAAGGUCGCAAUUCAGAAAAUCAGUAUCUACCUUAGUUGGCCACAAGACGACUCGUACACCCCAUCGACUCUUGCUAUCCGUGCCGGAACUGGUCCCAGUGACCUUCAAGAUGUACGGGUCGCUACUUUGGAGAAACCGGACGGCUGGAUAACGUUUGAUGUAUCCUCAGAACCUGACGAAGAUGGGAAUUCAUUUAAACCUGUACAUGCGUACGUGCUGCAAGUUAUCGUGGUGCAGAACCACAUGAGUGGAAAAGAUACCCACAUACGAGGGCUGCGUGUCCUUGGUCCUCAGGAAGAAGAUGCUACUGAUGGCGAUCCUUUCCCUUGGAAGUCAUCGGACUUCAAGAUGUACGAAAGACUGCGGUGAACAGCAUCAUGACGAGUUUUCAGGCAUAUUGGACUCGAAUUAUGUCUUAAUGAUAGUAAUUCUUUACGCUGCAUUUGUACCUAUAUUUCUACCAGCUAACACGCACACAAGAGUGAACAAAGAACCUAUUUCAACUUUGCAAACAUCUCCCUAGAUUGGUCGAGAGUUAGACAUUCCGUCUCGUAUGUCUUUUUCUGUUGUGGUCAAGAACAGAAAAUUAGCAGCGUUCUGAAUUUGCAGUC
Suillus clintonianus is the source of this 933-nucleotide messenger RNA. Its product is annotated as anaphase-promoting complex, subunit 10-domain-containing protein. The coding region runs from base 56 to 691 and encodes 211 amino acids. Gene Ontology annotation, biological process: protein K11-linked ubiquitination; anaphase-promoting complex-dependent catabolic process. Lineage: Eukaryota; Fungi; Basidiomycota; Agaricomycetes; Boletales; Suillaceae. The transcript is spliced from 6 exons. Gene Ontology annotation, cellular component: anaphase-promoting complex. The record is from RefSeq and is a predicted model, not a curated record.